Molecule: messenger RNA, 1096 nt
Organism: Uloborus diversus
Lineage: Eukaryota; Metazoa; Arthropoda; Arachnida; Araneae; Uloboridae
Product: ankyrin repeat and SOCS box protein 3-like
Exons: 7
Coding region: 70-1002 (310 amino acids)
Cellular component (GO): nucleus; cytoplasm
Molecular function (GO): protein binding
Source: RefSeq, a predicted model, not a curated record
UUACGGAUUCGGAUUGGAUGUCGGCUGUUGUUUUUGCGACGAAAUUAAUUUAAUAUCACGGUUUAGAUAAUGGAUUUUACGGAGCAGUGGAGUGAUACUUGUUCUAGAGUCGGACAUGCGGCUCGAAUAGGAAACAGAGACAGUCUUCUUAAGCUGAUAAACCUGGAGAAACCUGUUGAUGUCAGUGAUAACCGUGGUUGGAAACCGUUACAUGAAGCGGCCGCUUUGGGUCCAUCUCUUGAGUGUUUGGAAGCACUUUUGAAACAUAAGGACACCAACAUCAAUUGGAAGACACAUGAAGGUGAAACUGCACUUCUAUUGGCUUGUAAAAGAAGACGUGGCACAGAUGCUUCUGGUGUUGUGUCUAUGCUCUUGAAGUAUGGUGCCGAUCCUAAUAUUGUUGACAAUGAAGAAGAAAGUCCUCUUUUGGCAGCCCUGCGCAAUGAUUCCAGGGAAGUUGUUGAACUUUUGCUCGAUGCUGAUGCAAAUGUAAAUGCCACAGACUGCAGUAUGUGGUCCCCUCUCCACGAGGCAGCUAACCGCAAGGAUGCUAAUUUAGUGUGCAGUUUGUUGAGUCAUGGUGCCCAAAUUGACGUUCAGGAUGAGUGUGGUAUGACUCCUAUCUUCACAGCUGCACAAUACGGAAGAGAAAACUGUCUGAGAGAGCUCUUGAAGGCCGCUAAAGAAAAAGGUCAGGAAGAUGUUGUCAACAUUGGUGCAGAAGAUUGGGCCACUCCCCUGAUGAUUGCUGCUCAGCAAGGCUUUGCGGACUGUGUCGCACUUUUGACGGAGUAUGGGGCCAAUCCGGAUUUAAAGACUUCCGAUCAUGCAACUGCUCUCCACAUGGCUGUGCAAGGAAAUCAUAAACUGUGCUUGGAUAUUUUGUUAUCAAAGAUGGAUGUGAAUGCACUUAUCUCCUAUUUCCACCCUUCUACUCCUCGCACUUGGGUUCAUUCUGACAUGAUCUGUCCUCUGCACUUAGCUGUUGAAUGGGAGAGAUAGAUUUGAAUUGUUAACUAGAGGACCCGACAGACGUUGUUCUGUUCAAACUUUGUAAAUUGAAAGUUUAAAAAUUUCAAUAAACUAUUAAGUGUUU